AUGGUACAUCCUAUUCAAUUAGUACAAGGUGCAGACUUCAAAAUCAACUUGGAAACUGAUCAUAUUAUAUUACAUGGUUCAGUGGAAGAAUCGGGUGGUGUCAUGUUACGAGGGUCUGUUGUUUUGGAUUGUCAUGAAAACACCAAAAUUAAGUCUAUUACUUUGAAGAUUAUUGGCAAGAUUAAAGUGAACUGGAUAGAAGGCACUGGAUCUCAUCAAAGGUUAUACAAAGAAGAACAAACGAUAUUGGAACACGAAUGGAGUUUUAUGCCACAAACACGUAAAACUUAUCAUUUAUCUGAACAUCAUUAUCAAUGGGAUUUUGAACUACCGUUACCAGGUGAUUUACCAGAAACCAUUCAUCAUGACUUAGGAGAGGUGUAUUAUCGACUUAAAGCUGUAGCAGAACGACCAACAUUCUCUAUCAAUUAUACUGACAAACGUUCACUCAAAGUAUCUCGACUUAUGUUACCUACUUCCAUGGAACUUAUGCAAUCUGUAUUGAUCUCCAAUGUAUGGGCUGACAAACUCAGUUACGACAUUAGUGUGCCAAGUAAAUGUUAUACAAUGGGUGGUAUGUUACCAAUCACUUUCCAAUUUAUCCCUAUUGCUCCUGAUCUCAAGAUUCGGUCCAUUACUUGUACUCUGAAGGAAUAUAUGACACUUUCUACAUGUGAUCAUAGCAAGACUGAAACUCGUAUUGUUAAAGUACACCGUGAUGAUAACUAUCAAGAUACUGCAGAACAUGAAGGUGAAAUUUAUCGCAAGACUGAAAUUAUGGUUAUUCCUGAUGAAGCCUCCAACCAUUUGAUGAUGGAUACCGUCAAUGAUUUGAUCAAGGUAAAACAUAAGCUCAAGUUUACAGUGACAUUGGUGAAUGCAGAUGGUCAUAUAUCAGAAUUACGCGCAGCCAUACCAAUCAUCAUAGCAGCCAUUUCCGCAGAAGAAGACGCGAAUGCAUUACCAGCUUAUGAAGAUGCUUGGCGAACUGCUCCUUAUGAUCCUGCUACCAUUUCCCAACUGAUUGCUUCUGGUCAAUUACCUCCUUCUCUUGCUGUUUCGAUCCCAAAUGCAGCCGCAAGUAUGGCUCAUUCUUCACUUUCAAGUGGUGAUGAAAACAAUACUAGCGGCUUACCAUCUCCAUCAUCAUCACCAUCAUCUCCUACGGCGGCAACAACAACGGAUGUCGAUUCUCCUUUACCAUGGCAAGGCAUUGAUCUCUCACGUGUUCCGUCUUACACUACAGCAGUUAGAUCCAAUCGAUUGUACAGUUUUUCCGGUUCAUUACCGACUUAUGAAUCCGUAUCUAUGCCUGGUAGAACAACGACAAGAUGA
Messenger RNA from Halteromyces radiatus, 1335 nucleotides. RefSeq lists its product as uncharacterized. Gene Ontology annotation, biological process: ubiquitin-dependent endocytosis. Gene Ontology annotation, cellular component: plasma membrane; cytosol; cytoplasm. Gene Ontology annotation, molecular function: ubiquitin protein ligase binding; protein-macromolecule adaptor activity. Lineage: Eukaryota; Fungi; Mucoromycota; Mucoromycetes; Mucorales; Cunninghamellaceae. The coding region runs from base 1 to 1335 and encodes 444 amino acids. The record is from RefSeq and is a predicted model, not a curated record. The transcript has 4 exons.